AUGUCUACGCCUGAAGCGUCUCAGAACGGCAGUUCUGAGCCCAAUCGCCGCAUUGUCAUGGCUGUGGUAUCAUUGUCAUAUAUCUUGCGUGUGGGCUCGUCAGACAGCAGGGGUUCAAGUUCUGCCUUCAGCUACGACAUGAGCUACAUCGGCAUGAAGAAAAGUCUGAGGUACAUUGCAGAAGCUUGCGGCGGAACUUUGGCGUUCGAAGAACCGUACUCAGAGUACGACGACCUGUCCAAGAGUGACGGUAGACACAUACCGCUGGUUAGUGUUUCGAAAUGCAUCUUCUGCGUUGGAGUUUACUUCAGAAUCAGCACCACACAGGCAUUUGACGCGCAUAUACAGGCAUAUCGUGAGCCAAGGAUAACUGCCUCAUGUGCAUAUGUUUCGCCUGAGGAGGGUGACAAGGUGAAAGCCACCAUAAUUCGAAAGCUGGAGGUCGAGGCCACCGAGCACAGUUGGAACCCGGCUACGGUCGACAAGAGCUCAGUCAUCCUAGUCUGUCCACAGCCAGAUCGUUUCACGAACCGAGCGGAUGAGGCUAAUGCGAAGCCAGAGGACAAAGAGCUCAAAUUGGCAGGCUGGUAUGUGGCUGGAGGAAUCAAGCAUUUUCUCCAGCUUCCAGCCGGUCAACAUGUUGAGACUGGAUAUCAAGGCUUUGUUGUUCAUCAUGGUGCAGGGCAUGAGGCGAUGCUCGCGGUCUUGAAAAGCGAAAAAGAUGGUAGUGGUUUCGUCCGUUUCAUCGAGGCGCCUGAGGUGAAUGGAUAUCGAAAGGUGGAGGUGUAUCAGACGCGAGGGUGGGAUAUCAAUGCUGCUAAGCUGGCUUGA
Molecule: messenger RNA, 831 nt
Organism: Recurvomyces mirabilis
Lineage: Eukaryota; Fungi; Ascomycota; Dothideomycetes; Mycosphaerellales; Teratosphaeriaceae
Exons: 2
Coding region: 1-831 (276 amino acids)
Source: RefSeq, a predicted model, not a curated record